Molecule: messenger RNA, 3144 nt
Organism: Tetrapisispora phaffii CBS 4417
Lineage: Eukaryota; Fungi; Ascomycota; Saccharomycetes; Saccharomycetales; Saccharomycetaceae
Gene: FUN30
Product: DNA-dependent ATPase FUN30
Exons: 1
Coding region: 1-3144 (1047 amino acids)
Cellular component (GO): nucleus
Molecular function (GO): ATP binding; DNA binding; chromatin binding
Source: RefSeq, a predicted model, not a curated record
AUGAAUGACGAUAUCCAAGUACCAGAAUCAUCUUCUCCAUCAAGGUACAACAUCCCAUCGUCAUCACCAUUGAAGAAAGAAUCCGAUUUCAAAAUGGAUAACGCUAAUUCUUUGAGAGAAAAGUUUUCUUUCAAAGGUGGAAAUUCACAAAAUGUAGUAUCUCCUUCAAAAGACGGGGAUGACUUUAGAGCAAAUCUGACAAUUCUAUCAGAGGAAUUUUCCGAUUUUUCAGCAACUUUAAUUCAGGCUGUAUUCAAAUCAAAUUCAUUCAAUUUAGCUCUAUCUAGGGAAAGGUUGAAUAAAAUUAGAAGCCAAAGAACUUCCUGGUCUGCUAGUUCUCCUAAAAAGGUCAAUAGACUAUCAACUACAGCAGAGGACUCUUCAAAGAUUACUUUGGUUAAACAGAAAGCUUCAAUUUUCGAUCGUUAUUCGAAUGUAUUAAACAAGAAGCAUGUCAACGAAUCAGAGUUAACUGAUCUUUUAUCUGAGAAUGAAUCAUCAGAAAACUCAGAUCCUCCAGUGGCAAAGAAAAAGAGAAGAUUAGUUAAAUAUGCUGAUAUGCAAAGUACAAAAGUACAAAAAACUAACACUCAUCUUGAUCAAGCUAAGGAAAAGAUAAUGAAAAAAAAAUCUGUUAAACAACUAAUGGAAGAUGAGGAAGAACAUGAUGUCAUUGAUGAUGGCUUGACAGAUUUAGAUUCAGAAAAUGAUAAUUAUGAAGAGCAAGUAACUGAAGAAAAUAUUGAUGCUCAAAUACUGAAAUUCAUUAAUACAGCAGAAGCAAAUGACAUUGCCGAUUUAGCUGAUAUACCUAUUGAAAAAGCCAAAUUGAUUAUUGAAAGCAGAACUUUCAAAUCCAUUGCACAAUUUUCAGCCAUGGAAUUUAUUACAGAGAAAGAAAAAGAGAAAUUAGAAUCUCAGAAAGAAAACAAAAGGAAAUCUCGUAAACCUAAACUACCUGAAGGUGAAAAACUUGUUGAUAAAUUAUUCCAAUCUAUAAAAGGUUAUAAUGCGAUUGAUUCUCUUAUUAAACAAUGUUCAUCGUAUGGUACUUUGAUAGCUUCUCAAAUUAAAAAAUGGGGUGUUGAUCUGGAAAAACCUUCAGAAAAUGGUGAAUUGGAUAUCACUUCUUUAGAUACUGAUGACCAAAAUAAAGCGGUUGUUGAAGAAUUUGAUGAUUCAGAAGUUUCAGGUACUCCAACCCCAACUCCAACUCCAAGUUCUUCUACCGCAAAUUUAUUGGCUAAGAAGACAGCAAGAAGAAUUAAACGUUUAGACAGUGAAGACGAGGAAGAGGAUUUUGAUAUAGGUGUAGAGGAAGCUGAUGACGAUGAAGGUGCAGAUGAUGAUGAAGAUUUUGCAAUUGAUUCCAAAACAAGAGUUACUCGUACAAGUAACAAAAUAAAGGCCAGAAAAUUAAUUAAAUUUUUUAUGGGUAAACCAAAAUUAUUGGCUGAAGAUAUUACUUUAAAAGAUUAUCAGCAGGCAGGCAUUAAUUGGCUAAACUUAAUGUAUCAUAACAAAAUGUCAUGUAUCCUUGCUGAUGAUAUGGGUCUUGGUAAAACUUGUCAAGUUAUCAGUUUCAUGGCAUAUUUGAAACAAAUAAACGAGCCAGGACCUCACCUAGUAGUGGUUCCAUCAUCAACCUUAGAGAAUUGGCUCAGAGAAUUCCAAAAAUUUUGUCCUGAACUUAAGAUUGAACCUUAUUAUGGUACUCAGGCAGAAAGAGCGGACCUACGUGAUAUAUUAGAAGAAAAUGUAGGGCAGUAUGAUGUUAUAGUUAGUACCUAUAAUCUUGCAGCAGGUAACAAACAAGAUGUAUCAUUUUUAAGAAACUGUAACUUCAAUGCAAUUGUAUAUGAUGAAGGGCAUAUGUUAAAAAAUUCAUCGUCAGAAAGAUUUAAUAAACUGAUGAGAAUAGACUGUAAUUUUAGAUUAUUAUUAACAGGUACUCCAUUACAAAAUAAUCUAAAAGAAUUGAUGUCGUUAUUGGAAUUCAUUAUGCCAUCUAUUUUUGAAUCUAAAAAGGAAUCACUGGCCUCUAUCUUUAAACAAAGAGCAAAGACCACCACAGCUAGUAAAGAUUACAAUCCAUUGUUGGCACAGGAAGCAAUUAAUAGAGCAAAGACAAUGAUGAGACCCUUUAUUUUGAGAAGACGUAAAGACCAAGUCUUGAAACAUUUACCAGCAAAGCAUAAACAUAUUGUUUAUUGUGAUAUGGCAAGUUCCCAACGUGAGAUUUAUGAUAAAGAAAUACAAAUGGUAAAGGAUCAUAAAAAGCUUAUCAGAGAUGGAAUGUUGCCAACGGAUGCUAAAGCAAGGAAAGCAAUUAAAGAUUCAAGUUCAAAAAAUUUAAUAAUGUCUUUGAGAAAGGCUUCUAUCCAUCCUUUAUUAUUCAGACAUAUCUAUGACGAUGCAACGAUUUCUAAAAUGAGUAAAGCAAUCUUAAGAGAACCUGAAUAUGCUGAAAAUGGUAAUAUUGAAUAUAUUAAAGAAGAUAUGAGUUAUAUGACCGAUUAUGAACUUCACCGUUUAUGUACUAACUUUCCAAAAAGUUUGUCACAAUAUCAAUUGAAAAAUGAUGAAUGGAUGAAUUCAGGUAAAGUUGAAAAAUUAUGCGAACUACUAAAGACAAUUAUUAUAGAUAAGAAAGAAAAGGUUUUAAUUUUUUCAUUGUUUACCCAGGUACUAGAUAUUUUAGAGAAUGUAUUAUCAACCUUAAAAUACAAAUUUCUAAGAUUAGAUGGUUCGACGCAAGUUAACGAUCGUCAGUCAUUAAUUGACAAGUUCUAUGAAGAUGACACUAUUCCAGUGUUUAUAUUAUCAACCAAAGCUGGUGGGUUUGGUAUCAAUUUAGUGUGCGCUAACAAUGUAAUUAUAUUCGACCAAAGUUUCAAUCCACAUGACGAUAGACAAGCCUCUGAUAGAGCUCAUAGAGUUGGUCAAACUAAGGAAGUGCAGAUUACAACCUUAAUUACUCAAAAAUCCAUUGAAGAAAAAAUAUUGCAGCUAGCAAAUAACAAAUUAGAUUUAGAUAGUCAUAUUAGUGAAGACGAUAAAAAAUCAGAAGAUGCAUUAGAAUCUAAAGUAAAUGACAUGCUGGAAGAUAUUAUCUUUGAAGAGAGCACAGAAGAAGGAAAAUAA